AUGAACGAUGCUCUCACGUCAGCGACUCCACAAAAUCCACGACGUUGGCCAACUCAAAUUAUGAACGACUACACGAACAGCGCAGAAAAUUCUGGAAUCGGCAAUCUGAUGGAACACGUAGAAGAAAUACCAGCACUAGAUACUACCACACCGCGGACCGUUCUCGGUGAACACGCUUCUGUAAUUCAGAAUCGCUUCGCUAAUCACGCAACAGAGAACGUCGCCACAAUCCGGAGGACGUGA
Necator americanus (New World hookworm) is the source of this 243-nucleotide messenger RNA. RefSeq lists its product as uncharacterized. The transcript has 3 exons. The coding region runs from base 1 to 243 and encodes 80 amino acids. NCBI's taxonomy places the organism in Eukaryota, Metazoa, Nematoda, Chromadorea, Rhabditida, Ancylostomatidae. The record is from RefSeq and is a predicted model, not a curated record.